AAUGAAGCAAGUGAUUACCGACUAAAUCGUGGCACGAGUCGAAAUUUGCGGUUAUGGAUGCCGAUUUGCUGCUCGCUAUUCAGCUGCAGGAGCAGUUUGACAGCGAGUACCAGUCGUCGUUGUUUUCACCCAGUGGUUUUGAAAACAAAGAUUCUGGAAACAGCAGCAAGAAACGAAAAAUAGACGGUGGUAACGAUGUUGUUCCCUAUUGGAAGCCGACUGCCCGACCCGAGAGGCCGUUGUCUAUCGUGGAUGAGUCUUGGGAGACACUUGAUCCAAGUCCCGAUGUCAGAGCCAUGUUUCUGGAAUUUAACGACACGUUCUUUUGGGGGAAGCUCUGCGGUGUCGAGGUUAAGUGGAGCCCCCGAAUGACACUGUAAGCCGCGUAUUACCUUGUGGUAACACGUACUGACUGUAUUCACAUAUCUAAAAAUGUA
Molecule: messenger RNA, 437 nt
Organism: Cynoglossus semilaevis (tongue sole)
Lineage: Eukaryota; Metazoa; Chordata; Actinopteri; Pleuronectiformes; Cynoglossidae
Product: sprT-like domain-containing protein Spartan
Exons: 1
Coding region: 54-380 (108 amino acids)
Biological process (GO): DNA damage response
Cellular component (GO): nucleus
Molecular function (GO): polyubiquitin modification-dependent protein binding; metalloendopeptidase activity; single-stranded DNA binding
Source: RefSeq, a predicted model, not a curated record